UCAGUUCUUUAUUGAUUUUUCGCUUGGAAAGAUGAGUGUGCUAUGGCUAGCUUUGUGCACACUUUUGCUGAUUAACCAGGGAUCGGCUCAAUUUCUAGAGGAGCAAUGUGGCAUUUUUAAUCCCUAUGUCGGGCUUAAGAGGCCUCUUACCACUCCUUGGCUGGCUCAAAUUCGAACGAAAUCUAAAAUAAUCUGCGCUGGCACCCUUAUUAACGAACAAUAUGUCUUGACAGCCGCGAGUUGCAUAGCUAACCAAAACCAACUCAUCGUUCGCUUGGGCAAGUUUGACGGAUCGAAAAGCAAUUUUGAAGAUGAUGGUACAUCUGACCAAACCUAUGAGGAAUACUACGUAACAAAGGCCAUCAUUCACAAGUCAUAUUCGGCAGACACAAAAAGGCAUAAUAUAGGUGUGCUUAAGAUGCCAUCGUCGGUGCAAUAUAAACGCCAUAUAAAACCAAUAUGCAUAGUGGAAAAUUCCGAACUCAAAACUGAUUCGCUCACCUUUGAAAUACCAAACGAGAAGUACAAAAAAGACUUUUGGUGCGGAAUAGGUGCAUUUUUUGGUAGUUCUUGUGCUGACGAAAAAAAAGAGGAAUACUUGGCCUCUAUUCUCAUUGGGAGUCCCUGGAACAAAACAAUCACUACUGGACCCCUACUGCGCUAUACACAACACGGAGUUCUGAGCUAUAGAGAUCGUGAAACAUAUGCUGAUGUGUAUACCAAUGUUUUCGCCUAUGCCGAUUGGAUUGUAGCACAAGUAUUGGAAGUUGAAGCAAUACCGAAUUCCGAACGAACCAAUGGAAUUCUCCAAGACAGAUUUAAUUAUUAAUUGAAGCAAGGAAUGUAUCUUUUAUAUACCAAUAAAUAUGUAUUAUUCAA
Drosophila elegans is the source of this 879-nucleotide messenger RNA. RefSeq names its product phenoloxidase-activating enzyme 1-like. Gene Ontology annotation, molecular function: serine-type endopeptidase activity. Gene Ontology annotation, biological process: proteolysis. The record is from RefSeq and is a predicted model, not a curated record. NCBI's taxonomy places the organism in Eukaryota, Metazoa, Arthropoda, Insecta, Diptera, Drosophilidae. The coding region runs from base 32 to 829 and encodes 265 amino acids. The transcript has 3 exons.